AUGAACGCAGCGCCCAAGCACAUUGACCACUAUUGCAGGACCUACAUGUGCCUCUACCCCUCCGCUAGGAUUAUUCUAGCAACUACGAACACCAAAGAAUUUCUCUUCCAAUCCGAGGCCCGCCGGCGUACGGAUGUCAAGGAAGCUGUGAGCGCUAUCCUGGCCCCGGGUCAAGCCAACGAGAGGCUCUUCGUGCAUGCGCUAAGCAAUGGAGGUACGAAGCGCAUGUACGCAGUCGCUGGAACCUAUCAAGCCCUGACAGGAAAAGCUCUGCCUGCCAAAGCCUUUCUCCUUGAUUCCGCUCCAGGGAUACCACAGUUUCGUCGCGAUAUGCAUGCCCUUGCUGUGCCUGUCGUUAAAUGGCCUCUGUACUUAUGGCUACCGUAUAUGGCUGUGUCACUAGAAAUUGUCUUGGUGGUGUUCGUGACGGUGAAUUGGAUGCCGAAAUGGAACUUCGUGCCUAUGGAUUGUGCGAGGGGCUAUAUCUAUAGCAAAGAGGAUCUGGCUAUAGACUGGAAGGACAUUGAGAAGCAUGCUACGGUUGCGGAGAACAAGGGGUAUACAGUGGUGAAGAAGUUAGUCGAGGGAGCUGAACACGUGCAGUUGUUUAAGGGGAAUGGUGGGGAAAAGGGGUAUUGGGAUUUUGUGGAGAGACUUUGGGGAAUGGCUAUGGCAGAUCGUGAGGCACAACCCGAAACCCUGUGA
This is a messenger RNA of Pseudogymnoascus verrucosus, 705 nucleotides long. RefSeq lists its product as uncharacterized. Lineage: Eukaryota; Fungi; Ascomycota; Leotiomycetes; Thelebolales; Thelebolaceae. Bases 1 to 705 code for a protein of 234 amino acids. The transcript is spliced from 2 exons. The record is from RefSeq and is a predicted model, not a curated record.